Geosmithia morbida is the source of this 1038-nucleotide messenger RNA. Its product is annotated as metal homeostatis protein BSD2. Gene Ontology annotation, biological process: ubiquitin-dependent protein catabolic process; positive regulation of protein ubiquitination; vacuolar transport. The coding region runs from base 1 to 1038 and encodes 345 amino acids. Lineage: Eukaryota; Fungi; Ascomycota; Sordariomycetes; Hypocreales; Bionectriaceae. Gene Ontology annotation, cellular component: Golgi apparatus; perinuclear region of cytoplasm; endoplasmic reticulum. The transcript has 3 exons. The record is from RefSeq and is a predicted model, not a curated record.
AUGGCAGGAUACGAACGGGUCAACGCCCGUGACGAAGACGACUACGAAACCACCCGCCUUGCUCCCGAACACGUCCCCAACUCCCCUCCUCCAUCCUUUCACUCGCGCUCUCCUUCCCCCCGACGGCACGACAACCAGAUUCAAGAUCCCACCCUUGCCGACGCCUUUGAUGAUGAUGGUGACGACAGCGAUGACGAAGUCGACGACCGCCAACGGCUGGUGCGCCAGAAUUCAUCGUCCCUCCUUCACUCUACCGGCGCCAGCAGCAUAACCGAAUCACACGACUCUUCCUCGCCAUCCUCGACUCCUCCCCCGGCCAGCCAUGUCUACGAUGCGCCCACUGCGGGCUCCGCGACUCGCUCUCAGAGGAUAGUCGGCGGUGGAGUGGCCAGCGAUGGCGUCUUUGCCAACAUGUCGGCUAGACCUGACCGUCAGACUACGAGCGAAAAGGAUGAGCAGCCUCCGACGUACGAGCAAGCAGCGGCUGAUGCCGUACCUCCCUACUGGGAGACGACGAUCCUUGCCCCCGGACUAGGCGGUGCUGACGAGGUGUAUAUUGACGGUCUCCCCGUAGGGUCCGUCUUCGCCUUUGUGCUCAACGGCAUGAUCUCGACCUCGUUCACCUUUGUCGGCUUCCUCCUGACCUACCUCUUGCACUCGACGCAUGCGGCCAAGAACGGCUCCCGCGCCGGUCUGGGCGUCACCCUGAUCCAGUACGGCUUCUACAUGCGCACCUCUCCGGCCUCGGAGAUCCCCUCCAACAUGGGCGGACCUGACGGAUACGCUGCGCCCGACGAUCCCAACUCACACAACUUUGACGAAUCCGACGUGACAGACAGUGGAGAUGGCCUGGGCGACUUGGCUGGCCUGGACUGGUUCUCGUACGCCCUCAUGGUGGUGGGAUGGUUCAUGCUCAUCAAGAGCACUGUCGACUAUCUCCGCGCUCGACGACACGAGCAACUCGUUCUCCAAAGUCCCGAUCGCGGUCUUGGUAUCCCCAUCAUCAGCACCGGCGAGUCAUCCGAGAGAGUUGUAUAG